AUGAAGCGAGUGGUAUUAUUAAAAUCGGAAAGUGAAAGUGUCGACAGCUAUACUACGUUGUUGCAGGCGCAUAAUUUUCAGCCGAUUUUCGUGCCAACACUGGAGUUUCGUUUCAAGUAUUUGGAUAAAUUGCGCGAAAAACUGCAAGACCCUGAUGCUUUUUCGGGCAUUGUGUUCACCAGUCCACGGAGUGUUGAAGCUUGUGAAGAAGCGCUCAACGAAGAACGCCUAAAAUUGCACGAAAAAUGGGGCAAGUUACAUAAUUAUUGUGUUGGUGAGGUGACACAUAAUUUAAUUCAUGUUGCACUCGAUUUAAAUGCUCGUGGCAAGCACACUGGCAACGCAAACAAUUUGGCCGAUUUCAUAUUCGAAAAUGUGGAAGGUGCACGGCUCCAGUAUCCGUUUCUAUUUCCGUGUGGCAAUCUGCGACAAGACACACUACAACUCAAACUGAUGGAUUAUGGCUACUAUUUGGAUGCGAUUGAAGUGUAUGAAACGGUUGCACACAGCGACCUUGAAUCGAAUCUUAAGCGAGCAUUGAUCGAUGACAAAGCUGAAUAUUUGGCAUUUUUCAGCCCAUCAGGUGUGAACUAUACAACCGCAAUUCUACGCAAAUUAGAUGUAAAUUUAGCCAAUUUUAAAUUAAUUGCCAUCGGGCCGAGCACACGCAAGUGCCUCGAAUCAAAUGGUUUUCAAGUGUACAAGACUGCCGAAAAACCAUCGGUCGAGUAUCUGGUGAAAGCACUAUUAGAAUCAUAGUUCCUUUUUUUUUAUUUUCUCGGUUCUAUUGUGUACUGUGCAUGUUUGUUAAGGUGUUUAUUGCAAUUUAUUGAGUGACCUCUUUCUCUCUUUCUCUCUUUCUAUCUCCCAGAGCACAAAUAUUCAAAGACACACAAAAAGUCAAAUAAGAAUGUUCAUUGUGAUGCCAAAUGGUUUGAUUUUGAUAAGUCCUAUACACUAUUUACUGAAAUCAAACGCUUUUUUAAUCUAUUAUAAGUCUUAAUUACAUCUAAUAAGCUCCCAAUUUAUUUACCUCUUUUAUUUGCUUUUUACAUUAAAUAAACACAUUUUUUUCUGGGAUUGUUACAAAAAACAAACAAA
Sitodiplosis mosellana (orange wheat blossom midge) is the source of this 1101-nucleotide messenger RNA. RefSeq names its product uroporphyrinogen-III synthase-like. Lineage: Eukaryota; Metazoa; Arthropoda; Insecta; Diptera; Cecidomyiidae. Gene Ontology annotation, molecular function: uroporphyrinogen-III synthase activity. The transcript has a single exon. Bases 1 to 759 code for a protein of 252 amino acids. Gene Ontology annotation, biological process: uroporphyrinogen III biosynthetic process. The record is from RefSeq and is a predicted model, not a curated record.